Messenger RNA from Prunus armeniaca (apricot), 228 nucleotides. NCBI's taxonomy places the organism in Eukaryota, Viridiplantae, Streptophyta, Magnoliopsida, Rosales, Rosaceae. The record is from the annotation of a GenBank genome assembly.
AUGAAGACUGAUCUCUUAAUAGGAGACUUCGGUCUAGGAACAAGAGAGAUGAGACCUCCUGCCAAUUACAUUUUCUUAAAUACUGGCCUUCGUACAACUACUAAGACUUUGGGAAAGGAGACACCUACUACUACUUUCGUCACUACUACCACUUACCUCUACUACUACUCGCACGCGUACAGCUUCCUAUUCCUCUUUGUUACUGGAGAUAGAAAGUACAAUAGCUAG